CGAGUCGUCAUCCGAAAAAUAGGUUCUUCAAUCCGCUCUGUGUCUGUGUGAGACUAGCACCAAUACCGGUCAUAGUCGGUUCAUCAGGAGAAAUGGUGUGUCUGAAUCUCAGCUCCUCUACCUUCGUUCUACAUGUGCAGAAAGAAGCACUCUAUUUCCUAAUGUCAAAUCGACUCUAACGAGGAUGAGACCACGAGUAUAAGAUGAGACAUUGUGUGGCAAGAUCGCCUGUCAAGAUCCUAGAUGAAGGAAACACGGUUCGUAUGGUUAGUUAUAAAGCGUGAAAAAGAUCCUGAAAUGACAAUGAAUUCAAUCUCGAUCGCUGUUCUUCAAAAAUUUUUUGAGAAAUCAAGAUCCUGAAUCUGAUCUCAGUGCACCGUGCUGGCUUGUCGCUUCGUUGUCGUCGUUGGUGACUGCGAUGGUCUAGCGGCGUCGUAGUGAGCGUGGUUUGUUAACGGUCGGUAAAGUCGUCAACAUGAUGUACGUUUCUGGAUGAAGAUGUAGCUACUCAAUGUAGUCCAUCGAGGUCGUGUUGAUGCAUUUUUUCAGAUUUUUUACCUUUGUUAAUCCGAGCAUGCAUCCCAAUUCCAACAACAAACCAUCUGCAGGACUUGCAACGAUAUUUUUUUUUUUGUAAAGUUUCUCUUUGUAUUUUCAUGUCGAACGACGCCCACGCGAUAAAAGAACUAGAUCUUUAGAAAUUUAUUUGAGCAACCUUACUCAACAAACUACUUACCUCCAGUUUCCCUUUUUUUAGAGCUUCAACUUACAACUGACUAUCAUCUGCUACAUUUGGUUCCUCCAGCCUAUCCGUAUGUAUGUUGGUAGCCCAACGACCCUAAAUCUUAAACAAGAGAAAAAGAUGGUGAUCCCCACGUUGGACUUGCUCCAACGUGCACUCUCCAUGAAUGUUCAUUCCUCUUCGAGAAGAAUUGACGGUGACGAUGGAUACAAUUCGACUGAAGACGAGUGGCGCAGAUCGGUCAGCCUCAACGACGCAGGGAAGUAUGUAGAGCGUAGCUGCCACGAACACGAAGAGGCAGAAUUUGACGUUCUGGAAGUUAAUACCGACGAAGAGGACAACGACAUCGACAAUGACAAUCUUCAUAUCACCGGUACUACUCGUCGGCCCACCACCUCCAACGAUGUUUUCAUGACCACUUCUGAAGAACUAGAAGAGGGAAGAAAAACGCCAAUUUCCUCGUCGAAUACGCGAGCGCCAUCUCCGAGUACGACAGGUAGUUCAUUGAGUACGCACCGUUCGAACCGCAUUGAUUUGCAAUUAUCUUGUUCUUCUUCGCGAGCUUCCUCGUCAAGAAAACAUCUGAGUAUCCAAGGUCUCCGAGAUCUUGAAAGACAUGAAAGAGAAAGAGAAGCUGUAACUGGCGCUGGCACGACCGCUACCACGACUACAACAUCUAUCUCCGAAGAUGCUAGUGAGUGCGAUUCCCUUGUUGAUUCAGGCGAAGACAUCUCCCCGAGUAGUAGCAUUGCCUCCCCGAUUUCAGUCAGAUCCCAGCCGACCAACGCUGAUGACGAUGUAGGUACUGGCAAGCACAUGUCGUGCGACGAAUUUCUUGCUAAUCUGCGUGCUUGCAAACAGAGGACGGAACAACUACGAACUGGACGACGAUUAGAAGAAUACCAACACAGUUCCAGUUCCUGUACAUCAACUUCCAAUACUGCUAAACAUCAAAGUAAUUGUAAUAAAGCAGGAUUUUCGAGCACGAGAAGUACUCCAGCCGCCGUCCGCUGUAGUUCUAGAAGAAGACGUGAAAAAGAAAUCAUGUCCUCCAGUCAAGGAGGCCGAAGCAGUGCUAGUACUAUAGCACCUGGAGGUAGCGGUGGGAAUAGUAAUGUUUCUACUGCUGAAAAAAGAAGAAACUCCGUCGGAACAAGGAAUGUUCAAUGGACACCAGAAAAAAAGUAUCGCAAUAGUGCCACCCCACUUUGGUACUUCGGUUUUGGCAGCAAUGUCAAUCCGGAAAAAAUGAAGCAGGCUCGGAAAUUACGUCCCCUUGCUUCCGCCGCCCGCGCGGUGCUCCCAGAUUAUUCGCUUACGUUCACCCACAGCGUGUACGGCUACGGCACCGUGAUCCCGAGGACAGAGUUUGAUAGACGUGCCAGUUCGUACGAAGCGAUAUCAUCUGCUUCUUCAAAAAGUUUGUCGGAAAGUACACCUUCGCCCACACCCUCCUCAGCAUCGAAUUUUUCAACGAACAUUUCAACUCCAGCUCUUUCUACCACCACAACUCCAAGUCCCGACAGAGCAUCCGAAGCAGAGACGCCGAAUAAAUCCUCCACGACGAAUCCGCGUGAGGUUCACGGAGCACUGUGGCUCCUUUCGCCUGCUGACUUCGACAUUCUCGUGCAAAGUGAGUAUUUUUACGAUGUGAUUGAGGUCGAAGUGCAGGUGUACGCUGAAGACGCAGAUCUGGUGACGCAAGUGGAAAAGUCGCAUAAUCUCGUUUACAACCAAAGAGGUCAAGAAAGUUCUUCAGCUUGGAAAACGGUACGCGCUUUGACUUUUGUCACCUCCAGACACGUGCCGGAAGCUCGCGCCGCCCCAGGCACGAGACCGACAGCACGCUACAUAUCUCUUAUUAGCGACGGGGCACAGGAAAUUGGGCUCCGAGGUUCCUACUGCAAUUGGCUUCAAACUAUCAAGCCGUGUGAUCGAAGCCAAUACUCCUGA
This is a messenger RNA of Amoebophrya sp. A25, 2695 nucleotides long. NCBI's taxonomy places the organism in Eukaryota, Dinophyceae, Syndiniales, Amoebophryaceae. The record is from the annotation of a GenBank genome assembly.